Molecule: messenger RNA, 1195 nt
Organism: Dromaius novaehollandiae (emu)
Lineage: Eukaryota; Metazoa; Chordata; Aves; Casuariiformes; Dromaiidae
Gene: IL22RA2
Product: interleukin 22 receptor subunit alpha 2
Exons: 7
Coding region: 60-830 (256 amino acids)
Biological process (GO): cytokine-mediated signaling pathway
Cellular component (GO): plasma membrane
Molecular function (GO): cytokine receptor activity; protein binding
Source: RefSeq, a predicted model, not a curated record
CACAAUCAAAAGACAAAAAGCAACAGUCGAGUUGCAGCAGGGGAAUCCCUAUCAGAGACAUGCCCAAGAGGAAGAGAGAUGCUCUUCAGUCAUGGAGCUGCUUUCCUAACAUGAGGGGGAUCACGCUCUCCUCCCUCUGCUUAUUGAUGCACCUGCUUCAAGAGGAGUCAACUACGAUUUUAGUUUUGGAACGUCAAGACCUGCAAGAGUUGAUUAAACCACAGAAGGUCAAGUUUCAUUCGUUAAACUUCAACAACACUUUGAGCUGGCUGCCUGGGAGAGCCAGCGAGGCACAAGACACUGUCUACUUUGUGCAGUAUAAAGUGUAUGGGGAGAGCACGUGGCAGAACAAGGGAGACUGCUGGGGGAUUCAAAACCAUUUUUGUGACCUAACGAAUGAGACUUCAAAUGUUCAAGAGCCUUAUUAUGGCAGGGUAAAAGCUGCUUCAGCUGGAGUCUAUUCUGACUGGACUCUCAGCUGCAGAUUCACUCCAUGGCGAGAAACUAUGAUUGGACCUCCAUCGGUAACUGUGGUUCACAGGAACAAGUCCAUAAUACUAAAGCUCCAGGCUCCACAUUCUCCUUAUAAAAGGAAGAGAGGCAGCAACAUACCAAUGACAAAUUAUUAUGAUCUGCUAUAUCAAGUCUUCAUAAUUAACAAUUUGCUAGAUGAGAAACACAGCACCCUGGUGUACGAAGGAGCAAACAAGGUUAUUACAAUAGAAGAUCUGCGGCCUGGCGUCAGCUACUGCAUCAUGGCGAAAACUUACGUGCCGAUGCUGGACCGCGGCAGCGCAUACAGCAGCCGGCAGUGCACAGUGCUGCUGUGACAGAGAGGCACUGCCGCGGCAGAGAUAACAGUGGAAGAUGCUUCCCAUCAUGGACCCAGAUGUAAGUGGACAUCUGUGGUUUAGGAAGUGACUGGAUACGUAUUUCGAUGGUUUUUAAAUUGAUCUUUGCUGCACUAAAUGAUCUGAUUCAUCACAAUCAUUUUAGGCUACACAAAGCACAAGUGUUAUUUGCAUUUUCUAUAUUACAAUUUAAGAUGGUAUGCAUUUGCAAGUACAAAGGAAAUAGCCUUGUAUUGUAAUUACAAUUACAAAACAGCAAAAAACACUUGUGAAAAUAUAUCCUUAAGGCUGUUUCUAGGGCUUUUCUAUUUUAGCACUGAAAUUAAAAUAAAAUUUUUAAAAUA